This is a messenger RNA of Chaetomium globosum CBS 148.51, 1077 nucleotides long. RefSeq lists its product as uncharacterized. The record is from RefSeq and is a predicted model, not a curated record. Lineage: Eukaryota; Fungi; Ascomycota; Sordariomycetes; Sordariales; Chaetomiaceae. The transcript has 4 exons. Bases 1 to 1077 code for a protein of 358 amino acids.
AUGACAUCGAAACCCGGCAGGAUACCCCUAAUUACCUGGAUGCGCUUCAUUUUCUUAUUCCUUCGUGGCCGCCGCAACAAGUCAAUACGGCCUUCGACUAACGAUAAACAAGAAACGAAGGUGAAGGGAGAGAGCCUCUUCCGCUGGCUGAAGUCGGGCAAACGCAGCCAAACCGGAGGCGAGGCUGCUUCCCCCGAAGAUGCCCCAGCGCCGCCACGGCCAUCCGACGGGUUGAUCGCAGAGCCACGGGGGCCUCCAUCACUGUCGGCAGAUGAAAGCUCUACUUCGACGAAAGGCCCGAGCUCUUUUAAACAGUGUAAUCUCGACGCUGCGCCGAAGACCGCGAUGAGACGCCCAAGACUCCGCCGUAUUGCGGGCGUUGCCGACCUCAAGGUCCUGGCGCGUCAAAACAUGCCGACUCUGGAUGGAGACAGGAAAGAGACGCGCCGAGAGCCCAUCUUGUGCCCUCCCUCAGUCAGGCACGGCCUAGCUCCUCGAUUGCAUCUCGAUGGUGAUGGAGAACAACGACUUCGUUGGCGUCGCGACUCAACCUCACGCAAGCGACACCAGCUCACGCUCAAGCAGCCGCACCAGUCCAUGGCCAUUCGGUGUCACUCUGUCAACCUGGGCUUCCUCGAGCGAAGCUUACACACAGGAGGUCGCUCCGGUCUCCGUAACAUCCACACGAGCCAGAGUGGUAUCCGAGCCGCAAACCCGACGCCGCAACCGCUGACCGAAGCGCUUGCCUUGCAGCAAGGUGAGGGUUUGAAGCCAACGAAUGGCGACAGUAACGGAAUCGAGAGGCGUGAUUACGGCUUCAAGUCUAGCUUGACACAGAUGCAAUUGCCGUUGGUGAUCGAAGCGUACAAGGGGGUAUUGAAGUGGCGUAAGCGAGAGACGGUGUUGUCGCAGGUAACGCGGCCGGCGGUCGAGACGGACGCGAUUCGUUCGAGUAGAUCGUCUCCAGAUGCGGCGGCGAAUGCUACACGCGAAGCGGUGCCGACUUUGGAACACUGGUUGGCUACGUUGAGUGUUACGUAUGACGGUUUGGUCAAGGAAGGGGGAGAGAGUGUUUGA